Molecule: messenger RNA, 2591 nt
Organism: Hypoxylon trugodes
Lineage: Eukaryota; Fungi; Ascomycota; Sordariomycetes; Xylariales; Hypoxylaceae
Exons: 2
Coding region: 329-2218 (629 amino acids)
Source: RefSeq, a predicted model, not a curated record
AAGGUUUGGUCAGAUAUUGCUCACAAAAUAAUAGGCAACGAUAACUGCGAUGCGGCUGACGCUCCACUAGCACUACCUAGGGUAAUGAAUGCGACGGGAUGCGACAAAGAAACCCCCUGUAUUCCCCCUAACCAAGCAAUUUCAGCCCUGAAAUCUUCAAGACUAAUCUCAAAAUAUACUUCUUAAAUCCACAUCUAUCUACAGCUUCAUCUUUUUAACCCAAAUUUUAUCGCGCCAAUUGGAUAUUAUCUAGACGUUUUGCUUUCGUUUCGCUGCCAAUCAUAGUAUUGGGUAUUAAUUAUUUACUUCGUUUGUUAGGGCCUCACUUAUGAAUACGCUUAAAUGUCGCCAUUUACGCAGGACCGAGAUGGAUAAUUCAACAGAUGGCGACAAAACGAUAGGCAACACGGGGAUGGAUAGCGCUACACUUGCGGGUGUAAUAUCGACGGCGAUCAGUUUUGUCGCAUUAAUCGUGUCAUCCAUUCAGUUGUUAUACCAGUAUUACACCAACGUAUCUCUUAAUGCGCUUGGUGCAAGAAAUUGCAACAGUUGGGUAAUGGGACCCUGGGCCGGGGCUACCCGUCGUCGAUGGCGUUGGUUGGAAUUACGAUUCGAGAUCAUAUUCCAAUCGCCCAUUCUCUUCGUCGCCCCGGCUUUCAAUAGACGUGGGCCUGUUCCAGGUCGGGAGAUUUGGUAUAUAGAUGGAAGCGACCAAAGCUAUCAGGAAACCCGGACACCAUUACCUAUCGACGCGGGCUCUCUUCCGAGGACUACGGCCAUCCGACGUGGUGUUAAUGUCGAGGCUACUUGGGUGCUAUUACUCCGAACUUUGCAAAGCAUGGAGCGUGAUAGUGCAAGAUGGCACGAACUGAUGCAUUUUAAUGUGGAUGCGAAAAAACCGCGACCUUUCUCCGCCCGCACAAUCGCCGUCGCAGUCCAAGCGCAGACGUUGUCAUGGGAUUUCGUACCCAACUUCAAAAAGCCAUUCGCGGGUACGACUAUUUGCCAUAUAGUAGAGAUAGCAGCUAUGCUCGGCAUCUACUGGACCAUGUGGGAUUCAAAAGCGGACAGGUACCGAGCGGAGGGUAACGGGUGUAUAUUACUAGGAUCUUUCAAUGCCGAGCAAGGUAUCGUGUUUACACUUGUUAGACACGACAAGACCGUAUUUCUCGACAAUCGACUUAUUCCUAAUAACUCGAUUAAGAGGUUUUGCUUUGGUUUUAGUCCGACAUUUUAUUUUCUGGAUAAGUAUGAAUAUCUUGAUGAAAAGAACAUGACGAAAAGACCCACGGAGCCGAUUCUCCCAAUGUUGAAAUUGGGCAGUCGGCAGGAGAUUGCUGAGACGUUGAUGGAUAUCGGGUGCCCUAUAACGGUUGCUGAGUAUUUUCUUAAUGAGGAUGCGAGGACUUCUCAUUUAUUUCCUGUCAUAUUCGAUGUUCUUGGUAUGCUGGGUCGAUCAUUAUCAGUUGAAGGAUAUUGCUACCGCAUGCUACCCAAUCCAACGAUAUUCCGCUGGGACCGUCGAUGGUUCAACACAAGACGUCUCCUUCUAGUCUUCAAGGAGUACCAAACCGAACUCUACAAAAACUACGCUGCAGCUGGAGAUAUCCCCGGUCCAUUAAUUUCCAUUAGGUCUGCACUCGACCGCUUGAGUUCGUACCUAGAGAAUCCCCUAAUCAAAGAUUUCUCCCCUAUUCUCCUCGAUAACCUCCGCGAGGUCAUGUCAACCUUGGAUACACUUUUAAUAGAAUCAUCAGAGGACGAGGACCAUCCCUCGGAAACCAUCGUCCUUGAAACCGUCAACCGCCACAUCGCCUGCGUCGUCGCAGAUCUCAGCCAACGUCCGUCACGCCUCCUCGAUUUAUUCCCACUCGGCCGCGCCAACGAAGGCGCUAACGAGGUGUCUUUAAUCUCAUUUCUCUUCGAGCGCAGCCGAUGGGCCGCAACGCAUAUUUACAAUCCCGACCUAUCCAUCGCACACCGGGAGUUCAAUCAACGGUUCGCGAUUACAAAGAUUGAGGUAAACGUCGUCGAGAAAAUGCAAGUCCCGACUUGUUCUUUGGGAUUACGAGACAGACCGCGUCUCCGCGAUACUACGUGGUGUUUGUUGGUUUUCCGUAUGCUUUGUUGGUUGCAGUUGCAUGAUUUUCAUAAGGAUGAUGUUAUGGUUCCGAGGAGUGCGACGUAUGGGAGUCGUAUGCCAGUUUAUAUUAUUUAGGACCUGUGAAUAGGGACCUUGGGAUGUGGGUGAGUGGGAUGCAUGUGGUGUUGGAUACCCCCAAGUAUUUUUCUUGUUUUUGUGAGCAGGAAAGUUACGUCGUAUAUAUGGUUGGAGAAAGAGAUUGGUUAUUUUUAUGAGAUAUGAAAGGUAUAUCACCUAUUCCAGUAUACAUCUGAGGCUAUACCAUGUCUGUAAGGCUUAAUUACAGGGCAUACCCAAGUCAUCGUUGUACCACCAAACCCGUCAGAACUUAACUGUUUGUUGGUGACGAGGAUUUACUUAGCGCGCGGCUCGAUCCGUCGAUAAAAAGUACGGUCGUUAUACACACUAUUUUUAACAUAUUCCACUAUUAGUGACUGUUAUUUUAGCA